Messenger RNA from Cetraspora pellucida, 402 nucleotides. The record is from the annotation of a GenBank genome assembly. Lineage: Eukaryota; Fungi; Glomeromycota; Glomeromycetes; Diversisporales; Gigasporaceae.
CGUAAAAAGGACAACAAGAUAUACAUAACAAAAAUUGAUGACCAGCAUAAUUAUGCCCUUAUUAACAAUAUUGAAAUGGUUGCAACUCACUAUCGAAGACUUAUUUCUGAGAUGCAUAAUGAUAUAAAGCUUUUUGCUUCUUGUGAAGUACAUGCUAGAGCAAUUAUUAAAGUGUUGCAAAAGAAAAACUCAAAAAAAUACAUUCAUAUAUGCAAUGUAUAUAAUGCAAUUCAGAUGAAUCAAAUUCAAAAAAAGACAAUAAGUGAUGCUGAGUUAAUGUAUCUUGAGCUCAUAAAGCAUCAGCAAGCUAAUCCUACUUUUUAUGUUGAUGUGCAUUUUGAAGGCCACAAUAAUUAUUUUACGAAACUUUUCUGGAUAAGCCUGAACCAACAACAGUUGUGA